AUGAUGAGCGACGUGUCCCAGGCACAAGAUAGCUGGCAACCCGCUCUAGAAGAAACUCUCAAGGUCAUCAAGGGUUCCCAGAAUGUCGAAAAGGACAUUCUGGUUGAAGAUUGUAUCUUUCGACUGGAUCUUGUCAAACAUCAUGGCCGAGGUGAUGUCAACGACUAUUUGUUGCGAGACGUCAGUCAGCAAGCCACAUUUCCUGAUGUCGUCAAAAGAGAUGAGCAUGAGAAGAAUGUCGAAGCAGAGAUCAAGGCUCGCAAAGAACGAGAAAUGGAGGAACGAAAGGCGCGGGAAGAGGAGCAGGGAGAUAGUGAAAGCAUCGGCACAACAGUGAUGCACGUUAUGCUUCCAUUUUCAAACUUUUUCUAG
Messenger RNA from Fusarium graminearum PH-1, 372 nucleotides. RefSeq lists its product as uncharacterized. Bases 1 to 372 code for a protein of 123 amino acids. The transcript has 2 exons. The record is from RefSeq and is a predicted model, not a curated record. Lineage: Eukaryota; Fungi; Ascomycota; Sordariomycetes; Hypocreales; Nectriaceae.